AUGGAUCUGCCACCUGCCAAGCUAAACGGACUACUAAAGAUGCAACUGUUGCUCCUGAUCUUGGCAUUGUUCGUUUCGCCGGCGUUGUUGCAGCAGCCACAUGUCUUCUAUCACCCAAGACAAUUGUACUACGAUGCACCGCGUCUUCGGCGAUUUGAGUAUGCUGCAGCUGCCACGCCCAUUGUGGGCGGCUACAGUGCGGCGCCUCCGCCGACUAUUAACUUCCAGCAGCAGACGCCGCACUUCCAGCUGCUCAACUAUCGACCCAGUUACCAGCCCUUGGGCUUGGAUUACCAGCAGCAGCAGUUGCCCGCUCCUGCCCCGCCCCUGCCGCCCCUCUAUCCGCAGCAGAGUGUCCAGUAUCAGCAGCGGACCAUCGCUCCACAUGCCGAGUUGGCCAAGUACCGAUAUGAAGGGAACUAUCUCCCGGUGCAACGGGUUUCGCUGCAGCAGCCUCAACGUCGCGUCGAGGAGCAGCAGCAGUUGCAGCAGCAGCACUUGCAGCAGCAACACUUGCAGCAGCAGCACUUGCAACAGCAGCAGCAACAGCAGCCGCAGCAACUCUUCAAUGUGCCACCGGCGCUCUUUACCAGCGAUGUGUUGCAUGUGAUUCCGCCUCGCAUUGCCAGGUUGCAGGAGCAGCAGCAGCAACCCUCACAGAAUGUCCAAACCGAACGACCCAGGAGGUUCGCCAAGGAUCUGGACACGGAUGUGGCCGAAACCAGAAGUCACAGUGACCGAGUGCCAAGUGCCAAGGAAACCAAGUACUUUCAUGAUAUUUUCAUGCGCUUCGAUGCUCCCGAUUCGCGGAGUCAUGGUCACGUCCUGAAGCAUCCGCAGGCCCAGGAAAAGCGAUUGGAGUCGCAGCGAGGCACGAAUCGUUACAAGGGCGAGGUGAUUUGGACAGAUCGUCAAGGAGGCCACGGCGAACACCGAUGGGACAUGGCGCAGGGAAAACUCUGA
This is a messenger RNA of Drosophila teissieri, 963 nucleotides long. RefSeq names its product myb-like protein Q. The record is from RefSeq and is a predicted model, not a curated record. The transcript is spliced from 3 exons. Bases 1 to 963 code for a protein of 320 amino acids. Lineage: Eukaryota; Metazoa; Arthropoda; Insecta; Diptera; Drosophilidae.